AUGGUUCAACAGCUCUCUCUAACGUCUUCGGUACCUGAGAACCAGUUUCGAACCGUUCGAAUAACCCUUCGUGCUCUCACGGGUCUUCGACCAGAGCCAUUGGCCAGACAUACGAUUAUUCUAAAGCCAAAAUUUCCUUUCACUCCUGAACAGAGCGCUGGUAAAGUAAGCCAGGUCGACUCAUAUAGGAUCCGAAUGGUCCGUGUGUGGGAAAUGGAGUCCACCAGCGAUCAUAUGGAUGUGUCAGAUGAUCAGUUUUUAUUGGGAGAGUCUAUCAGUGAUCGUUCCAGUGAAUCUACUCGUAAUGAAAGUAUAUGGACAAUGCAAUUGAGUGAUAUACCAGCUGGUGGCAACCGGCCAGUGUCAAUUCAGAAUAUCUACGAGGCCACAGUGUAUAAAACAGACGAUAUCAUUGGAUAUAUGGAUGAGUUUGGAUACAUGCCAGAGAUAGAGUUCUGGACCAAAGGCUACAGGUAUUACUACAAUGAUAUCAUAAUAGAAGUUUUUCGGCUGUAUGUUCGUUCAAAGGACGGGUCAAGUGAUCGGAAGCCCGUUUCCGACGAUGAUACUACAGAGAAGAAAGAAGAAUUAGAUGAGUUGAAUAACAAUGACGAUGCAGAUGCGGGCAAGGACGAGAUGAUGGAUGUUGAUAAGCCACAGCAUCUCAUCAAGAUUGCAUUGCUGGAUAAAUCAUGUAGAUAUCAGGUGAAAUGCUUUGUGAACGUGUCCAAAUUGAACGAUUUGGAUAGUGUCGCAAAAGGAGUGAAGGAACUCGAAAUGCUAAAAAAAGAGUUGGGUGGAAUGAUAGAUUUGCAUGUUCCUGAUAGAACAUAUAUGGAUUCGAGGUUGAAUUCUAGAAUAGCAUCUAAGAGAUGA
Molecule: messenger RNA, 876 nt
Organism: Brettanomyces nanus
Lineage: Eukaryota; Fungi; Ascomycota; Pichiomycetes; Pichiales; Pichiaceae
Exons: 1
Coding region: 1-876 (291 amino acids)
Biological process (GO): regulation of transcription by RNA polymerase II; termination of RNA polymerase II transcription
Cellular component (GO): core mediator complex; mediator complex
Molecular function (GO): transcription coregulator activity
Source: RefSeq, a predicted model, not a curated record